AUGCGAGUGCUGUGUUUUAAGCGCUCUGUUUUUGAGCGCUUCCUUGACUAUAACGGAGCAUCUCAGACAGUCUUAGUUGCCUUUCUGAUUCCAUGCUGCCUGGCUGCAGACUUCAGGGCACCCCCACUUAUCCCUAAUAUGCCUUUCCUAUGGGCCUGGAAUGCUCCAAAGGAAUCCUGCACCUCGCGGUUUAACGAGCCACUAGAUCUCAGUCUGUUCUCUUUAGUAGGAAGCCCCCAGAAAGGUGCCACGGGUCAAGCCGUCACAAUAUUCUACACUGAUCGUCUUGGCUUCUACCCUUACAUAGACGACGCACAAAUAAGUAUUCAUGGAGGGAUACCCCAGCUGGGGUCUCUAAAAAGUCAUUUGGUAAAAUCUAAGAACGACAUCCUGUAUUACAUGCCAAUAGAUAACGUGGGCCUGGCUGUCAUUGACUGGGAAGAAUGGCGGCCCAGCUGGUCCAGGAACUGGAAACCCAAGGACAUCUACGUGAAUAAGUCCCUUGAACUGGCCCAGCACCGAAAUGCACAGCUUAAUGUCACAGAAGCCAUCAAGAAGGCCAGAAAGGAGUUUGAAGAGGCAGGGAGAAGUUUUAUGGAAGAGACUUUAAAACUGGGGAAAUCACUUCGGCCAAAUCACUUAUGGGGUUUUUAUCUUUUUCCUGACUGUUACAACAAUAAUUAUCAAGACCCCAACUACACUGGAAGUUGCCCUGAUACCGAAAAGGAAAGAAACGAUGAUCUCUCCUGGCUGUGGAAGGAAAGCACGGCCCUCUACCCAUCCAUCUAUUUGUGGAGUGACUUGAAGUCAUCUUCAAAAGCAGUGCUCUAUGUCAGAAAUCUUGUACAAGAGGCCAUUAGGGUGUCUAAAGUAAAGGACCCUCAGAACCCAGUUCCUGUUUUUGUGUAUUCUCCUAUUGUGUUUUCUGACCCAACUUUCCAAUAUCUGCACCAGGAUGACCUUGUGAACACAAUUGGUGAAACAGUUGCUCUGGGUGCCUCUGGGAUGGUAAUGUGGGGAACCCUUGGUUUGGCACGAAGUAUGAAAUCUUGUCUGAACUUGCAUAAUUACUUGGAGACCACCUUGAAUCCUUACUUAAUCAACGUCACCCUUGCAGCCAAAAUGUGUAGCCAAACCCUUUGCCAGGAUCAAGGCGUAUGCUCGAGAAAACACUGGAACUCAGAUAACUAUCUCCACUUGAGGCCGGAAAAUUUCCAGAUUCAGUUUGUGAAAAGUGGAAAGUAUGAAAUCCGUGGCAGUCCCACCCUUGCCGACCUGCAGUACUUUUCCAAACACUUUCAUUGCAGCUGUUACGCCAACUUGGACUGUAAGAAGAGAGAGAACAUGCAAGGCGUGAGCUCUGUCAGUGUGUGUGUUGUUGAAGACAUCUGCAUUAAUUCCUUUGUAAUUUCAGAACCCCGUGCUCUACCAGCAAACUGGAAACACUCUUACUAUGCUAAUAGCAGCCAGUCAGGUAUUACAUCAUCUGCCACAGUGAGGCCAUGUGUGCCAAGGAAAGACGUCAGUGGGUAUCUCUUUCUUCUCUAUCUAUUCACAGCAUUUGAGACAUUUGGUAUAGGUUUUUGAUCACUCAAAAUAUUGGACAUCAUCUUUCAAAAAAUCAUUCUAUAUAAAUAAUCAAGCUUCUGCUUUGAAUUUCAGAGACAAAACGUAUAUUCUUCAAUCAAAAACUGAUUGUAAUGCUGUCAUAUUUU
This is a messenger RNA of Acomys russatus (golden spiny mouse), 1715 nucleotides long. RefSeq names its product hyaluronidase-5-like. The coding region runs from base 1 to 1587 and encodes 528 amino acids. Gene Ontology annotation, biological process: carbohydrate metabolic process; hyaluronan catabolic process; fusion of sperm to egg plasma membrane involved in single fertilization. The transcript is spliced from 3 exons. NCBI's taxonomy places the organism in Eukaryota, Metazoa, Chordata, Mammalia, Rodentia, Muridae. Gene Ontology annotation, molecular function: hyalurononglucosaminidase activity. Gene Ontology annotation, cellular component: acrosomal vesicle. The record is from RefSeq and is a predicted model, not a curated record.